Molecule: messenger RNA, 1703 nt
Organism: Medicago truncatula (barrel medic)
Lineage: Eukaryota; Viridiplantae; Streptophyta; Magnoliopsida; Fabales; Fabaceae
Product: F-box protein SKIP23
Exons: 3
Coding region: 112-1308 (398 amino acids)
Molecular function (GO): protein binding
Source: RefSeq, a predicted model, not a curated record
UUUUUCUUAAAUGAGUCUAUCUUCUCUUCCAGUCUCAGUCUCAGUCUCAGGCAGCAUCAUCUUCGUCUCUCUUCCACUUCUUCUUCUUCAAACCUAGGAGCAUCAUCGUCUAUGGCGGAGGCAGACUGGUCUCAACUCCCAAAGGAUCUACUCACUCUGAUAUCGCAACGAAUUGACACCGAAAUCGAUCUCAUUCGAUUUCGAUCCAUUUGUUCCAAUUGGCGUUCUUCCUCCAUCCCAAAUCACCAUAACAUCUUACCCUUCAAAUUCCCACUCCUCAAAUGUGAAGAUAAUUCCAUCAAAUACAACGACAACGAGAUCAUUGAUUCCAUCAACAACACCGACUCUCUAUUCUGCUACCUUUCCAAACGCAGUAUCUUCCUCGUCAAACCACCACCAUCACAACUAGAGGAAAAACAAACCCUAAUUCCUCGUCGUCCUUGGUUGAUUAGAUUUACUCAAAACUCACAUGGCAAAACCAAACUCUUUCACCCACUCAUCAAAUAUCCCCGACCACAACAAGAAGAAACACUUGCUCAUCCUCGUGUGUUUGACUUCAACAAACUCUCCGUUCUUCACUUAGGAACCGAUUUCAUCCUCGACAAAGUCAACUUCACAUCCCGAAAUCGACAUGGUAUCUACAUGCUUCCUAAAACGGUCCUUGCUGUCACGUGCCAUGGGAAGGACCCUCUCAUACUCGGCUCAUUGGGUUAUUGUUCCUAUCGGCCGCUGCUUUUCCGUGACCGCGAUGAACAUUGGAAACCGAUCCCCAAAAUGUCAUCUCUCUACGGAGACACCUGCGUCUUUAAAGGGCAGUUGUAUGCGGUCCACCAGUCCGGCCAGACUGUUACAAUUGGGCCGGACUCAAGUGUCGAGCUAGCAGCUCAACCUUUGGGUCAUGAUAGUCCUGGGUGGAAUAAAAUGCUAGUGGAGAGUGAGGGUAGGUUGUUGUUAUUAGGUAUUGAGGAGUCAUCUAAUUAUUUUAGUAUUGAUUUUUUUGAGCUUGAUGAGAAGAAGAAGAAGUGGGUGAGGUUGAUGGAUUUUGAUGAGAAGGAGAAGAAGUGGGUGAAGUUGAGGAAUUUCGGGGAUAGGGUUUUUUUCAUUGGGCGUGGAUGUUCGUUUUCUGCUUCUGCUUCAGAUCUAUGUAUUCAAAAAGGAAAUUGUGCAAUCUUCAUUGACGAAUCUGUCCUCCAUAAUAACAAUAUGGUACGAGGGAAGCGUGUUUUUCACUUAGAUCAAGAUCGGCUUUCACGCGGGUCAAAAUAUCUCAACUUGUUCUUGCCACCGGAGUGGAUCCUCAAAAUCUGAACUCUUACAGAACUAUAUGUUUACCAACAAACUCCUAAUUGCAUAUUCAUAUCAAAAGAUGCUGGAAAAUGAGGUUGCAUUUGGAUUGCUGGAUAAGCGUUCUUAUAGAUUUUUAAACUCUCUUAUGUAAGAAAGUUGUUGGUUAUUCAGGGUUUGUUAUGCUAUGUUAUUUUGAUUUGAUGUUGACCUCUUGCAUUAUUACGAUGUUGUAAAGUUGAAACUUAAUUGGUUAGUUGAACAUAUAUCUCAACUUAGUUUACCUAAGGUUGAUCUUUGUUAUGUUAUUUUGUUGUUGACCACCUGCAUUGUUAUGGUGCUGUGAAGUUCAAACUCAGUUCAUCAGUUACACUUAUGUAUCAAUUAAGUUUACUUAAGGUUGAUCUUGGCUUGUGAUA